UAUCUCCAACAAGGAAUACAUGUCCAGUCAAGACGUCAAAGGAUUUGCUGUGGAAGUACGGCGACGGGAUGCCACAACGGAAAGUCUCCAGGCUGCUGUGCCUCCUGAGCAGCCGCAAUUGUCCUCCACAUCACGUAAAGUGACAUGGAAAUCAUCAUCAUCAUGGGGGACACACUGCUACUCAAUGGGAACAAUGCUCCUUUUUGUGAUCUGCUUGGAGGGUAAGCAUCUUCGUGAUGAAGUCUUCUACACUAUUGUACACUACAUAUUUAGUGUACAUAGUGUAGAGGUGAAUGAGCAAGACGAAACUAACUUCAACCUGACACUACUGCACCUCUGUGCAAUGUAUGGAAAUGAUCGACUAGCAAAUAUUCUCAUCGGACGAGGAGCUGAUGUCAAUGUGCAGGACCGCGCGCUACGACGGACUCCACUUCACUGGGCAGUCUUCAGUAACAAGAUCAACGUUGUCAAGGUGAUGCUGUCACAUGACAGUGACGGUGUCACCUUGGAUACCACACUGCGUGACAGUGAUGGGUACACAGCGUUGGAUCUAGCCAGGCAAGAGAAGCGUGAGGGAUGUGUGCAGUUGCUGGUGGAUCACGAGAGUGCGAAGGAGGCCAAACAGCCGCAGGCAGGAGAUACUGCUGUUCUGCCAAGUAUCAGUGAACUCGAAGCAGCAGAGCAGGAGGCAGCCAGGUUGGGCGGUACGACCGUCAUCCAUUUCCUGCACGUGGCAAUACUUGGUGCGGCGCGCGUUGGAAAGACCAGCUUGCUGAAGGCGUUGCUUGAGAAGAUGCACGAUGAGAAUGAACUCAGCACGCCCGGCAUGCGCACGUCCUACGCAACUACAAGCAUCUCUGAUGACUGUCGAUUCAUCGAAUGCCCAGACAUGCCAGAUGCUCUGAGUCGACUCUACGUCAUCACCAUGAUGUGCAAACCAUCCACUUCGAAUCAUCCCCAAGACAAAGAGACAACACAAGAUGACAGAGAGAGAGCCCCAGCAGGAGAGGAUCCUGUGGCUGGGACCCAUGCAGGACCUAUGGAGGACAGCAGUAGCAGCAGCAGCAGCACCAGCGACGGGCCAGCAAUGCGCGAGGAAAUCCACAAGACGAUCACAGGAUUUCUCAACGCAGACCGGAUAAAGUACAUCUCUGACCGGGCCAACACGCCCGACUAUACCGUCAUCACAUUCCGCGACCUUGGAGGGCAGCAAGUCUACCAAUCCGUGCAGCCCCUCUUCAUGGCCAAAAACACAACCUUUAUUGCCACAUACAAUUCUUCUCUGAACCUUCUAGAGACCCUUCCCAAGCUCGAUAAAUUUCAGUUCAGCCAGGAAGAAUGUAUCGAGCGGGCCACUCUACCGGCCAAUGCGACUCGCCUAGACCAGCUGCUAAGCUGGCUCGACAUGCUGCUGCUGAAUGCGAAAGCUGACAGCAGCACAGACCAGAGUGCUGCAGAUGAUGAUGAUGUGUUUGUAGUGGGGUGUCAGAGUGACAUGUGGAAGAAAACCGAUUUGCCUGAUCCUUGUAAACUACUUCGAAAGAAUAUCGAAGGUUCGCCGUAUAAGUACCUUGUCUGGAACGAAACAUCGUACUUCAAAAUCGACAGCACCAGAUCCACUGGAAGUGCAGCACAAGCAGAUGAGCUGCAGCGAUUGAGAGAGGCCAUCAUCGACCGCUGCCGGAAGAGCCAGCGUAACAUCCCUGUUCCAUGGCUCCGAUUCUGCAUAACCAUACACACGCUCAAGCAGGAGGUCACGUGGCCUUGGAUUUCCUUCAAGGAGGCAAAGUUCAUAGCGAAGCAAGUCAAGGCUGUUCCACAUGACUGCAGUGACCGGCAAAUACAGCUGCUGCUGAAGUACUGCCACGAAGCAGGCCACCUGGCGUACUUCCCAACUUUCAAGCUGAAAGACACGGUCAUCCUGGAGCCCCAGUUCAUCCUGGACUGUGUCAAUGCCUUUGUCUACAUGAAGCUUGACCGAGACAUCACAAGGCACGAAGUGCGGCGCUAUAAGUCUGGGUUCAUGACGGAGUCCCUGGCACGCAAAGCUCUCAACAAGAUGUUCGAGGGUCAGUCUUACUGCGACCAUGCUAAGGCGUGGCAAGCAUUCAGAGCAAGCAGUGAUGGGUUCAAGCUCAUUUUUGAAAUCCUAGAAUGGCUCUCAGUCCUGGCAAUUGUGCAGGAUGAGCACGAGUUUAUUGUACCUGCAAUCGUCCGGGACAUGGGCACGGACCCCCAGCUGCCUCGUUGCUGUGCCUACGUGUCCUUUAAGCACGCAGACAGCGAUGAGUUGAUGCACUUUCCCGUGUUCCUGUACUGGCAAUGCGUGGUGGAGGUGCUGCUGAAGUCACACAAUCGCUCGGCUGCCACGCUGUCACGGUGCAGCGUUCGCCUUCGCUGGAACAGCGUUUGGCCGUGGCUGCACCUGCACUAUACACGCUACGGCUUACAAGUGUACGUCGAGUGCAAGGGCCGAGACGGCGGCAGCGGAAAGUCUACGCUGGAUGAAGUCCGGGCAAUCGUGCGCACAGUGCUACGGAAGUGGGGCCUGCAGGUCGAAGUGAUCAGCACAUUGCCAUGCCCCUGCGGAGAAACAUCGGACGAGGAGUGUUUACAGCAUGGCUUAUCUACGUGCUGCGCACCAAGCUGUGCGCACGCCUUGGACACUUCCACCCUAGUGGCUGAAGACUACCCACUGUGUACAGGUUCAAAGAAGCGGGAUAUACAGAUGAUCCGUGAGCAGGCCAUGUUCUGGCUGGGCCUUGACCAGGAUGCAUGUGGAAGGCUGUUUGACCCGAGAUCGACCUCUCUUCCUUCAGCAGAAGCCUGUGCCAGUGUGGACAGUAGAAGCGGUGGUGACGGUGCUCCAGGAAGUGGUCAUCACAGCGCUGGUGAAAGCGGUGUUCACGACGCUGAAUUCAUGUCGCUUGGUGCCAUUGGUGAAAAGACAUUCGAUCAGAUUGCCGACCGGCAUGCGUUUGUGAGCUCGAUUGAACCGUUCAUCGGUGGAGAGGAGAAAGGCGACAAGAGAGGCUCAGCUGAUGACGAGCAUGCUCCCUGCAUGAAGAAGCCCAGGCUUGCGCAUGCGGCUAAACCGACAUCGUUGACACCUCCAGACGAGGAUGAGAAGUCGUACGGCGACCCAUUCCAACAGCGUGCCUUUCUAACCGAUAUUUCGCCUUGGUUGGGCAAAUUACCAGCGGGAACAUUUCGUAAGAUGGCGCAAGCGGCCGGGUUCUUCGCCGAUCUGGAGCAGAUAGAAGACUUGAAGAGGAUUGAGAAACUAGAUGGAACGCGCACUCACAACGAAAAGUUGGUCAACAUUGUAAGCAGCGAGGAACAGGCUGGCUACAGCAAGCUGGUGAAGCUGAUCAAUCGCUGGGGUAUCUAUCCCGACAAGGUCGACAAGAUGAACCAGCUUCUGCCACGGCAGGCUCGUGUGUAAACGAUUGAGGUGUCAAGCACUUCACGCAGCACGCACUGGUACUGUUCUCUCUCUCUCUCUCUCUUCUCUCUCUCUCUCUCUCUCUCUCUCUCUCCUCUCUCUUUCUCUCUCUCUCUCUCUCUCUCUCUCUCUUCUCUCUCUCUC
Molecule: messenger RNA, 3589 nt
Organism: Sycon ciliatum
Lineage: Eukaryota; Metazoa; Porifera; Calcarea; Leucosolenida; Sycettidae
Exons: 14
Coding region: 20-3445 (1141 amino acids)
Biological process (GO): positive regulation of transcription by RNA polymerase II
Cellular component (GO): nucleus
Molecular function (GO): transcription cis-regulatory region binding; protein binding
Source: RefSeq, a predicted model, not a curated record